CCUGGCGGAGGGCGAGGGAGGGCCGGGCGCCUCUCUCGGGCGGGGAGCCGGCCGCCUCGGGCUUGGGCCUCCCUCUUGGGCUGGCUCCUUCCUCCUCCUCCUCCGCCAUGCCUGGCUUCGACUACAAGUUCCUGGAGAAGCCGAAGCGGCGCCUGCUCUGCCCGCUCUGCGCCAAGGCCAUGCGGGAGCCCGUCCGCGUCUCCACCUGCGGGCACCGCUUCUGCGACACCUGCCUCCAGGAAUUCCUCAGCGAAGGCGUCUUCAAGUGCCCCGAAGAUCAGUUGCCCCUGGACUACGCCAAGAUCUAUCCGGACCCCGACCUCGAGGCGCAGGUGCUCAACCUGACCAUCCGUUGCAUCCACAGUGAAGAGGGCUGCCGUUGGAGCGGGACCAUCCGCCAUUUGCAGGCCCACCUGGGCACCUGCAGCUUCAACGUGGUGCCCUGCCCCAACCGCUGCGGGGUCAAGCUCAGCCGGCGAGACCUCCCGCCACACCUCCAGCACGACUGCCCCCAGCGGCACCUCAAAUGCGAGUUCUGCGGGGCGGACUUCACCGGAGAGGCCUACGAGAGCCACCAAGGGCUGUGCCCGCAGGAGAGCAGCUACUGCGAGAACAAGUGUGGGGCCCGCAUGAUGCGCCGCCUGCUCUCCCAGCACAUGGCCUCCGAGUGCCCCAAGCGCACCCAGCCCUGCUCCUACUGCGCCAAGGAGUUCCUCUACGACACCAUCCAGAGCCACGAGUACCAGUGCCCCCGCUACCCGGUGCCGUGCCCCAACCAGUGCGGAGUGCCCAGCGUCGCCAGGGAGGACCUGGGGGGCCACCUCAAGGAGAGCUGCACCACCGCCCUGGCCCUCUGCCCCUUCAAGGAGGCCGGAUGCAAGCACCGGUGCCCCAAGCUCUCGAUGGGCCGCCACCUGGACGAGAGCACCAAGCUGCACCUGGGGAUGAUGGGUGCGCUGGUGGCGCGGCAGCGUCAGGAGCUGGCGGAGCUGCGCCGCGAGGUGGAGGAGCUGGCGCUGGGCAGCGAGGGGGUGCUGAUCUGGAAGAUCUCGGACUACGCCCGGAAGCUGCAGGAGGCCAAGGCCCGGAGCAACUACGAGUCCUUCAGCCCGCCCUUCUACACCCACCGCUAUGGCUACAAGCUCCAGGUCUCGGCCUUCCUCAACGGGAACGGGAGCGGCGAGGGCAGCCACCUCUCGGUCUACAUCCGGGUCCUUCCGGGCCAGUACGACAACCUGCUGGAGUGGCCCUUCGCCUUCCGGGUCACCUUCUCGCUCCUGGACCAGAGCGACCCCUCCCUCUCCAAGCCGCAGCACAUCACCGAGACCUUCCUCCCGGACCCCAACUGGAAGAACUUCCAGAAGCCCGGCUCGGGGCGCGCCUCCCUGGACGAGAGCCUCCUGGGCUUCGGGUACCCCAAGUUCAUCUCCCACGAAGACAUCAAGAAGCGGAACUACGUGCGGGACAACGCCGUCUUCAUCAAGGCCUCGGUGGAGAUCCCGCAGAAGAUCCUGGCUUGAGCGCAGGGCACACGACAGACUCCGUGUUCGCCCCACUCUGGGUCCACAUUUCAAACCCGGUCACUCGGGGAUAGAUCCGGAUUCU
Messenger RNA from Anolis sagrei ordinatus, 1605 nucleotides. RefSeq names its product TNF receptor associated factor 4 (gene TRAF4). Gene Ontology annotation, biological process: activation of NF-kappaB-inducing kinase activity; positive regulation of JNK cascade; signal transduction. The record is from RefSeq and is a predicted model, not a curated record. Gene Ontology annotation, molecular function: protein binding; zinc ion binding. Lineage: Eukaryota; Metazoa; Chordata; Lepidosauria; Squamata; Anolidae.